AGGCUGGCAAGCGUGGUCACUUGUUCACGCGUAAAUCCUUCCAUUUCACCUUCAGCGCAAGCACACUAUAUUAAGCGGAAAAUCUACUCGGCUGUUGCUAUGUCAUGUCGAUUUCUCAUAGGUUUAAAUCGUAGGCUAGCCAGAAUAGGAGACUUUUUCAUAGACUAUGGAGGAUGCCUUUUCUUGGUUUUUAUGAUAAUGGCUGUUUACUAUGUUGGCAUUACUAUCUCAUGUGCUAGCUUCAGAUCUUCUGAGCACUGUCAUAUGGUCUCGAAAAUAGGAGUCCUAAUCAUAGUUGAGAUUGUCAUCAAUCUCAUCUUCUUUCAGUAUUACUCUCGGCAUAACUGUGUUACUCACUGGCAACGGCAGUCUUGUGUGGCUGGAUUAUUCAGAAGUCUUCCAACAGAUGAGUUGACUCUCGCAGCAGAAGAAGAAGGCGAGUACGACCCAACCUAUCUUUCAAGGUUCUGUAGCGUAUGCAAUCGCGAGGCGCCGAUCAGAAGUCAUCACUGUCCGAUCUGCAAAAUUUGUGUUCUGCGGAAGGAUCACCAUUGUUUCAUAACUGGUGCAUGCGUUGGACUAGGAAAUCAACGUUAUUUUAUCAUAUUUCUAUUCUGGUCUUGUAUGGGUUUAUUACUUGGAGCGCGGUACACCGCUGUUUAUCUAUACGAAACCUCUUCAGCUGGCUUUCCUCUUGGAUUUCUGUACUGUGUUGGUCCGAUAGCUGUUGUUCGAUGGAUUGUCGGAUACAGCACGUUUUUGCACGCUUUCAUAUGCACUAUAUUCUCCUUCAUUCUUGCGAGCUUCGUAGCGGCUUCGGGAUUUUUUGGACUCCAGAUUUAUUAUACUUGCUAUGGUUAUACCAUGUACGAGUAUCACAGCAGUGUACGUGACGCGUUCGAUGGUGACGGCGCUAACAUCGGAGAAAGAUUUCGUCUUAUUUUUGGCCGCUACUGGUUACUUAACUUCUUUUUCCCUCAAUUAUGGUACGCUCAGAUCUUAACCACCCAGAUUGCGACCAAUUUGUUUCGCGUGAGGAGCAAACAGCUUUAGCUGUCUAUAUACUAACAGUUACUCCAUCGUUCUGCCAUUACUUUCUGAUCUCGCAUCAUGACUCUGAUAUACGUGUCACUAUAACGCUUUUUGUUUGUGCGGGUAUUGUUCUUAGUGCAAUAAUGGAUCUACUUCCUCGUCCGAAUUCGCUGAGAGUUCUUGUUAUUCAUGGUACAAAUGUCUCCGCAUUAUGUGACUUCAUGCAGCCUGCAUAAAAUAUUUUUUACGGU
Molecule: messenger RNA, 1283 nt
Organism: Cylicocyclus nassatus
Lineage: Eukaryota; Metazoa; Nematoda; Chromadorea; Rhabditida; Strongylidae
Source: the annotation of a GenBank genome assembly